Messenger RNA from Neogale vison (American mink), 2720 nucleotides. RefSeq names its product CLK4 associating serine/arginine rich protein (gene CLASRP). Bases 840 to 2627 code for a protein of 595 amino acids. The record is from RefSeq and is a predicted model, not a curated record. NCBI's taxonomy places the organism in Eukaryota, Metazoa, Chordata, Mammalia, Carnivora, Mustelidae. The transcript is spliced from 17 exons.
UCGCCGCAUCUGAUCCCGCCGCUUACCACAGGCCCCGCCCCCUUGUCAGAACCCUUAGCCCGAACCUCGAGGCCCACACCCGGCCCGGGAUCCCAGUCCAAACCCCAGGGCUCCGCCCCUGUCCGCAAGCCUUGCCCCUGAGCACAGCCCACCCCCUGCUGUCUGCCAGCUCCGCCUCCCUGAUUCUCUACUUGGUUUCUCACCGCCCCAUCUCCCCCCCGCCCCCGCCAUUCAGAUUUCUCUGAUCUUUAUUUACAGCACCUCCCCACGUUCCCCCAGCUCCCCCAAGCAUUGUCAUCUUCCGUCCACGCCCUUCACCUGCCCUCCUUCUCCACCCUCUCCCCAUUCCCCCUCCUCCGCCGCAUACCACUGCUCUGUUCCCAUCAAGUCUUUUUUUCUUCAUUUGCAUUCAUUCCUUACCCACACGGGUAUCCCCAGUUCCGCUCUUCUCCCUGACUUGAACUACAGCCCCACCUGCUUAGGACCUGCCUCCGGACUUUACUUCACUCACUCACUCCUAACCUUCCAACAGCUUUCGUCCUUGAUUCUAGUGCCCGGAAUCCAGGACACUCCUUUCCCAGGGAUACUCACUCCAGAAUAUCCUGGGUGGGGGUGGGUUUCAGAAGCCCAAGGUACCGGAUCAGAGUUGUCAGGAAUAUGCUCCGGCAUCUGGCACACAGUUCUUCAGCCUCACUUCCCUUCCCUGAAGCUGGUGUUCGGGAUGGGCUCUGUCACCAGCUUAGUUAGGUGACUUUGAUUCUGCCUAUAUGGUUUUUACAACCCAUCUGACACUCCCCUCUCCUCCCCCAGGUUGAGGCCCCCAGCUUGGCCUCACCACGAUGUGGCACGAGGCUCGGAAGCAUGAGCGGAAGCUUCGAGGCAUGAUGGUUGACUACAAGAAGAGGGCAGAGCGGCGGCGGGAGUACUAUGAAAAGAUCAAGAAGGACCCAGCGCAGUUCCUGCAGGUGCAUGGCCGAGCAUGCAAGGUGCACCUGGACUCCGCAGUUGCCCUGGCCGCCGAGAGCCCCGUCAACAUGAUGCCCUGGCAGGGGGACACCAACAACAUGAUUGACCGCUUCGAUGUCCGUGCCCACCUUGAUCACAUCCCCGACUACACGCCCCCGCUGCUUACCACCAUCUCCCCAGAACAGGAGUCAGAUGAGCGGAAAUGUAACUACGAGCGCUACCGAGGCCUGGUGCAGAACGACUUUGCUGGCAUCUCGGAGGAGCAGUGUCUGUACCAGAUCUACAUUGAUGAGCUGUACGGAGGCCUCCAGAGACCCAGUGAGGAUGAGAAGAAGAAGCUGGCGGAGAAGAAGGCCUCCAUUGGCUAUACUUAUGAAGACAGCACCGUGGCUGAGGUAGAGAAGGCGGCGGAGAAGCCGGAGGAGGAGGAGUCACCAGCUGAGGAGGAGAGCAACUCGGACGAAGAUGAGGUCAUCCCCGACAUCGACGUGGAGGUGGAUGUGGACGAACUGAACCAGGAGCAGGUGGCAGAUCUCAACAAGCAGGCCACGACCUAUGGCAUGGCCGACGGCGACUUCGUCAGGAUGCUCCGGAAAGACAAGGAGGAGGCAGAGGCUAUCAAGCAUGCCAAGGCCCUUGAGGAAGAGAAGGCCAUGUACUCGGGCCGCCGCUCCCGGCGCCAGCGGAGGGAGUUUCGGGAGAAGCGACUGAGGGGCCGGAAGAUCAGCCCACCCAGCUAUGCCCGCCGAGACAGCCCUACCUAUGAUCCCUAUAAACGGUCACCCUCUGAGUCCAGCUCUGAGUCCCGCUCCCGUUCCCGCUCCCCGACCCCAGGCCGUGAAGAGAAGAUCACGUUCAUCACCAGUUUUGGGGGCAGCGAUGAGGAGGCAGCUGCGGCUGCAGCGGCAGCAGCCGCAUCAGGGGCCACCACAGGGAAGCCCCCCGCACCCCCCCAGCCCGGCGGCCCCGCACCGGGACGUAAUGCCAGCGCCCGCCGCCGCUCCUCCUCUUCCUCCUCCUCCUCCUCUUCCGCCUCGAGGACCUCCAGCUCCCGCUCCAGCUCCCGUUCCAGCUCCCGCUCCCGCCGAGGCGGGGGCUACUACCGCUCAGGCCGCCAUGCGCGCUCCCGUUCCCGUUCCUGGUCCCGCUCUCGGUCCCGUUCCCGGCGCUAUUCACGUUCCCGGAGCCGCGGCCGGCGGCACUCUGGCGGGGGCUCCCGAGAUGGACACCGGUACUCCCGCUCGCCUGCCCGGCGCAGUGGUUAUGGGCCCCGGCGCAGAAGCAGGAGCCGCUCCCGCUCCGGGGACCGGUACCGGCGGGGUGGCCGGGGUCCCCGGCACCACAGCAGUAGCCGCAGCCGCAGCAGCUGGUCCCUCAGCCCGUCCCGCAGCCGCAGCCUGAGCCGUAGCCGCAGCCCCAGCCCCAGCCGCAGCCGCAGCCGCAGCCCCAGCCGCAGCCGCAGCCAGAGCCGCUCGCCAUCGCCCCCGAGGGAGAAGCUGACCAGGCCGGCGGCGUCCCCCGCUGUGGGCGAGAAGCUGAAAAAGACCGAACCUGCCGCUGGUAAAGAGACAGGAGCUGCCAAAGUCACCCAAGCUGACACCGCAGGAGAAGCUGAAGCUGAGGAUGCAGAAAGCACUGAACAGGCAGUUCAAGGCGGAUAAGAAGGCGGCCCAGGAGAAGAUGAUCCAGCAGGAGCAUGAGCGGCAGGAGCGGGAGGACGAGCUUCGAGCCAUGGCCCGCAAGAUCCGCAUGAA